Spodoptera litura is the source of this 946-nucleotide messenger RNA. Its product is annotated as farnesol dehydrogenase. Lineage: Eukaryota; Metazoa; Arthropoda; Insecta; Lepidoptera; Noctuidae. The record is from RefSeq and is a predicted model, not a curated record.
AGACUUUCGAAUUGAUCGCGAAUCAUUCUGCGCAGCUAAGCGGCAGUGAACGGUCUCCUGGCAAAAUAAAGUUGGUGUAAAACUAAUACGGACUAACGGACACGUCAUGGAUCGCUGGGUCGGCAAGACAGCUGUGGUCACUGGUGCGAGUUCAGGCAUUGGAUCAGGCAUUGCUGUGGGCUUUGCCAACGCUGGGAUCAAUGUCAUCGGCCUUGCAAGGAGAACUGAACCAAUUGAGGUGUUAAAGAGCCAAGUGACUGGUUCAGGUAGUAUAACAGCUCAUCAUUGCGACGUAUCGAGUGCUGAAGAUGUGGCUGCCACGUUCAAGUGGAUUGAUGAGACCUUCGGCUGCGUCCACAUACUGGUCAACAACGCUGGUAUCUUCGUUACUGGUGGGAUUACAGACGCGGGUGACGACAUGAUAAGUGAGAAGGACAUCAUAGCGAUCCUCGACACAAACUUGAAAGGUACAAUAUUAUGUGCCAGGCACGCCAUCGCGUCAAUGAGGAGCAACAACUUCGACGGACAUGUGAUCAACAUUAACAGUAUUGCAGGCCAUUACGUGCCGAUGUCGUCUAAGUUCAACGUGUACACCAGCUCCAAGUAUGGAGUCACCGGCUUUACUGCCGGGCUGCUGAACGAGCUGGCGGACCAUAAGAAUAAAAUCAAAGUUACUAGUGUAUCCCCUGGCUUGGUAGACACGAGCCUGAACGUGGUGGCUGCCAGCACGACGGACAUGCCUGCGCUGCGCCCAAAAGACAUUGCCGACGCGUGUCUCUACGUACUCUCUACACCACCCACCGUCAAUAUAAACGAGCUCACAAUAACACCAGUUACUGAGAGGAGGUUGUGAAUAAAUAAGUGUUUUUACUAGAAAUAUGGCACCGCACUAGGAUAUUAAGACUUAAGACUAGUACGACGAAUUUGCGAAGGCCGAUGAAGCGAU